Messenger RNA from Cyphellophora attinorum, 1422 nucleotides. Its product is annotated as Actin-related protein 4. The transcript is spliced from 2 exons. Lineage: Eukaryota; Fungi; Ascomycota; Eurotiomycetes; Chaetothyriales; Cyphellophoraceae. The record is from RefSeq and is a predicted model, not a curated record. Gene Ontology annotation, biological process: regulation of transcription by RNA polymerase II. Gene Ontology annotation, molecular function: chromatin binding. Gene Ontology annotation, cellular component: SWI/SNF complex; NuA4 histone acetyltransferase complex. The coding region runs from base 1 to 1422 and encodes 473 amino acids.
AUGGCACUCAGUGGCCGCGAUGAGCCCCGGACCGCGGAAUAUGCUGGAGAUGAAGUCUCAGCACUUGUUCUAGAUCCCGGCUUUUCGUCAGUCCGGGCAGGUUUCGCAGGCGAAGACACGCCCAAAUCCAUAGUACCAACAUACUAUGCAGAUGCCGGCAAUGGCAGACUAUUCGGCGACCACACAAUCGACCUUCCUCGUUCGAACGUGGCUAUAAAGAAUCCUAUCUCGAGAGAUGGCAUAGUGGAAGACUGGGACGCUGCAGAAGCGCUAUGGAAAUAUUCGUUUGCGCAUAAACUCACGGGUGUACGGCCGAAUCAUGCUUUACAAAAGUGGCUCAAUGACCCGAAGGAAGUACCCGAUCUACAAAAAGCCAUGGCCGAGUCUGUUGAUACCGAACGGUGCCUGGAAGACCACCCGCUGUUUAUGACGGAGGUAUCGUGGAAUCCGCCCAAAGCUCGCGAGAAGUGCGUCGAGAUUGCACUCGAAUCAUGGGCGUCGCCGGCCUUCUAUCUUGGACGCACUGGUGUGAUGGCCGCAUUUGGUGCGGGGCGGUCAAGCGCUCUGGUUGUGGACUUCGGCGCUUCAUCAGUCUCUGUCAGCCCUGUGCAUGAUGGCAUGAUACUGAAAAAGGGCGUCGUCCGGUCUAACAUUGGCGGCAACUACCUGUCUUCGCAGGUCCGAUCGCUACUGGCCACAAGCGAGCCGCAGCCGAUCACGAUUACUCCGCACUAUCUGGUCAAGGCCAAGCAGCCAGUUGACGCUGGCCAGAACGCUAACGUCGUUCUAAAAGAGUUUCCACCAGGUUUCACCGCUCCUCAGGACUCAUUCCGGCGAUAUCAAGAAGAAAAGGUCGUGCUUGAAUUCAAGGAAAUUGCUCUCCAGACAUGGACCAAUCCGAAUGCUUCCUUCAAGAGCCAGGGCGAGAUGAUGACUAGGGAACAGCAAUACGCACUGCCAUUCGAGUUUCCAGACGGAUACAACCAAGCAUUCACGUCAGAACGAUUCCGUCUCGUCGAAUCCAUGUUUGAUCCCGCUUGCUACACGGCACCACCACCAGGCUCCGAAGAUGCCAAAGACUAUCCGGCUCCAGAUGCGCAAUCGACGAUACCUGGCCUAAUUCGGCAAGCGCUGUCCCAGGUUGACGUCGAUAUUAGGCCGUUUCUCCUGCAGAAUAUUGUGAUCACGGGUGGCUCAUCACUGAUCAAGGGCCUGCCGGAUCGCAUACAGCAGGAAGUUAGCAAGAUGUACACCGGAGCUCGUGUCCGUAUCCAUGCGCCGGGUAUGGCUGUGGAAAGAAAGUAUGGCAGCUGGAUUGGUGGCAGCAUUAUGGCGAGUCUGGGAACAUUCCAUCAGAUGUGGAUCUCGAAAAAAGAGUACGAUGAGCACGGUGCAGGAAUCGUUGAGAAGCGAUGCAAAUGA